Messenger RNA from Acaulospora colombiana, 499 nucleotides. Lineage: Eukaryota; Fungi; Glomeromycota; Glomeromycetes; Diversisporales; Acaulosporaceae. The record is from the annotation of a GenBank genome assembly.
UCGAAUUGAUCAAAUAUGGAUCAAUCAAACCACCACCUGGCAAAGUAGCAAGGCUACCAUCAAGGAUAUAAUAAAUCCCCUAAUAAGUAGGGAUCAUAUUUCUAUGGUAACGGAGAUCAAAGUCUGGAAUCUAAACACAAGAAAGAGAACAACAUACCAUAAACCAAAUCACAAGUAUAAUUGGCAUCUUACCAGUGCAAAACAAUGGACAAAGUUCUCCAAGGAAAUUGAAGAAGGUCUGACUAAACAGUCUAUAAUACAAGGAACAACUGACCAAAAAUGGAACGCUCUUUGCAAUCACAUUCUCAAAGCAGCAAAAAGUCAUAUUUCUAAAAGGAAACACUACCGCAAAAAGAGAAUACACCUAGAUAUAUACAAACAGAAGAAUCCAUUGAUAAAACUACAAAUGUGGAAAAACCAAAUCCGACAAAUUCAUGGAGACAACACUCUGACUGUAAUCAAAAUACCAGAACUAAUAGAGAAUUACUUCCCAGACCUG